AUGGAAGGGGAGGAGGGGGGGGAGGGGAGGAAGGAGAGAAAGGAGAGAAAGGAGAGAAAGGAGAGGAAGGAGAGGAAGGAGAGGAAGGAGGAGAGAAUUGUAUCGCUUUUUAAGGUUAUGAUGCGAAAGGAGGAGUUAAAUGUGGGAAGUGAGAGAGGUGAUUUUAGAUGUUAA
Molecule: messenger RNA, 174 nt
Organism: Sclerotinia sclerotiorum 1980 UF-70
Lineage: Eukaryota; Fungi; Ascomycota; Leotiomycetes; Helotiales; Sclerotiniaceae
Exons: 2
Coding region: 1-174 (57 amino acids)
Source: RefSeq, a predicted model, not a curated record